AUGGGUAAAUGUGGUGGGAGAAACGGUAACGGAAACUAUAACGGCGCUGGAUUUAACGGUCACGGAGGCGGCGGAGUUAGGCCAUACGUACGGUCUCCGGUGCCUCGACUCAGAUGGACGCCGGAUCUCCACCGUUGUUUCGUUAACGCUGUCGAUAUGCUCGGUGGCCAACAUAGAGCAACUCCAAAGCUUGUUCUAAAGAUGAUGGAUGUGAAGGGACUCACCAUUUCACAUGUCAAAAGCCAUCUUCAGAUGUAUAGAGGUUCUAAGCUCACUUUGGGAAAACCAGAGGAAAGCUCUUCAUCUUCAAUAAGAAGAAGACAAGACAACGAAGAAGAUUAUCUUCAUGACAACUUGUCUUUACACACAAGGAAUGAUUGUCUUUUGGGUUUUCACUCCUUUCCUCUUUCUUCACAUUCUUCAAUUAGCUGA
Messenger RNA from Thlaspi arvense, 432 nucleotides. The record is from the annotation of a GenBank genome assembly. NCBI's taxonomy places the organism in Eukaryota, Viridiplantae, Streptophyta, Magnoliopsida, Brassicales, Brassicaceae.